CUUUACGCUUCUCAUUAACAUUCGUCGCUAUUCCAUGAUGCUGAAAGGAUCUCCAGCGCACGGAGCGGAGACGAGCAGUGUUCCUGUGCAUUAAAGGAGGUAUCGACGACUCGCAGGAGGACAGCGCGAGAAGGAGGAGCGGAAGAGACGGUUAAUUUACAUUAUAGCGUUCCUUCACUGCUGGACCUGGAAACCUGGAGCAGGAGCCCUCAUUUUCUAUACAAAAUACACCUGCAGAAAAUUGUCACCAGUGCAUUUUUCCUGACAUCAAGUGUCCGAUAUGUGUCGGCUCUAACAUAGACUAUUAUUGAGAAACAAUGAAUAUCUACAUUUUUGGGUGGUUGUGGGAACCUUUUUUCAUGGAAAUGCCUAAGAUUAUGAAUUUAUCGGUUUUCGUUCUACCUGUUUUAUGGGGUUUGGUGCUUGGUGGCUCUCAAAGUGUACAAAUUGGUGGACUCUUUCCAAGGGGUGCUGAUCAGGAGUACAGUGCAUUUCGGAUAGGAAUGGUUCAAUUCGGCACACCCGAAUUCAGAUUGACGCCCCAUAUUGACAAUCUGGAAGUAGCAAACAGUUUUGCCGUCACCAAUUGUUUCUGUUCCCAGUUCUCAAGAGGAGUUUACGCCAUCUUUGGAUUCUACGACAAGAAGUCGGUCAAUACGAUAACUUCGUUCUGCGGGACUCUCCAUGUGUCAUUUAUCACCCCGAGCUUUCCGCUGGACGGAACUCAGCAGUUCAUCAUCCAGAUGAGACCUGACAUCAAAGGACCCCUACUCAGCCUCAUCGAGUACUACAAGUGGGAUAAGUUUGCCUAUCUCUACGACAGUGAUAGAGGUCUGACCACACUGCAGGUGGUGCUGGACACAGCUGCAGAAAGGAAGUGGCAUGUGACAGCCAUCAACGUGGGCAACCUGAAGGACGAGAGGAAAGACGAGGCCUACCGCUCCCUCUUCCAGGACCUGGAGAACAAGAAGGAGAGACGGGUCAUCCUGGACUGUGAACAGGACAAAGUCAAAGACAUUAUGGAACAGGUUAUCACCAUUGGCAGACAUGUGAAAGGCUACCACUACAUCAUUGCAAAUUUGGGUUUCGUUGAUGGAGACCUCUCCAAAAUCCAAUAUGGAGGAGCCAACGUCUCAGGUUUCCAGAUUGUGGAUUUCGAUGACCCGUUGGUUUCCAAAUUUGACCAGAGGUGGGAGGCUCUGGAGGAGAAGGAGUACCCUGGUGCCGACAGUAAGAUUAGGUACACAUCUGCAUUGACCUACGACGCGGUGCAGGUGAUGACGGAGGCCUUCCGCUACCUGCACAAGCAGCGCAUUGACAUCGCCAGAAAGGGCAACAACGGCGAUUGUCUGGCCAACCCCGCUGUGCCCUGGGCGCAGGGAGUGGAGAUUGAACGAGCGCUCAAACAGGUUCGUGUGGAUGGCCUCACAGGGAAUAUUCAGUUCGAUCAAUAUGGCAAACGAGUAAAUUACUCAGUUAACAUCAUGGAGCUGAAGAAUAAUGGUCCUGUGAAGAUUGGAUAUUGGAACGAAGUUGACAAAAUGGCUGUCACAAAAUCAGACGUGUUUCCGAAUGACACAACAGGAAUGGAAAACAAAACUGUCAUUGUGACCACCAUCUUGGAAGCCCCAUAUGUAAUGCUCAAGAAGAAUGCUGACCUUUUUUUAGACAAUGAAAGAUAUGAGGGCUAUUGUGUAGAUCUGGCUGCUGAGAUAGCCAAGCACUGUGGCUUCAAAUACCAACUGAAAAUUGUAGGGGAUGGAAAAUACGGAGCCCGAGACGCUGAGACCAAGAUCUGGAACGGAAUGGUGGGAGAGCUUGUCUAUGGGAAAGCUGAUAUAGCUGUGGCACCGUUGACCAUCACCCUCGUCCGAGAAGAAGUAAUUGACUUCUCCAAGCCCUUCAUGUCACUGGGUAUCUCCAUCAUGAUCAAGAAACCCCAAAAGUCAAAACCUGGGGUCUUCUCCUUCCUGGACCCUCUGGCCUAUGAAAUAUGGAUGUGUAUCGUGUUUGCCUACAUCGGUGUGAGCGUGGUGCUCUUCCUGGUCAGUCGAUUCAGCCCAUACGAGUGGCACACAGAGGAGUACGAGGAUGGCCAGAUCCAGACUAAUGAGUCUACCAACGAGUUUGGGAUAUUCAACAGUCUCUGGUUCUCCCUCGGCGCCUUCAUGAGACAGGGCUGUGACAUCUCGCCUAGAUCCCUCUCUGGGCGUAUUGUCGGUGGGGUAUGGUGGUUCUUCACCUUGAUCAUCAUCUCCUCCUACACGGCCAAUCUGGCUGCCUUCCUCACUGUUGAGAGGAUGGUGUCGCCCAUAGAGAGUGCUGAGGAUCUGGCGAAGCAGACCGAGAUUGCCUAUGGAACACUGGACUCCGGCAGUACCAAGGAGUUUUUUAGGCGCUCCAAAAUUGCCCUAUUCGAUAAGAUGUGGACUUACAUGCGGAGCGCAGAGCCCUCUGUGUUCGUGAAAACCACAGCAGAGGGGGUGCUGCGGGUGCGCAAGUCCAAGGGCAAAUAUGCCUAUCUGCUGGAGUCCACCAUGAACGAGUACAUCGAGCAGCGGAAGCCGUGCGACACCAUGAAGGUUGGCGGCAACCUGGACUCCAAAGGCUAUGGGAUCGCCACGCCCAAAGGAUCCUCAUUAAGAACGCCAGUAAACCUUGCGGUAUUGAAACUCAGUGAGCAAGGCGUCUUAGACAAGCUGAAAAACAAAUGGUGGUACGAUAAAGGUGAAUGUGGAGCCAAGGACUCGGGAAGUAAGGAGAAGACGAGCGCCCUCAGUCUGAGCAACGUGGCAGGUGUUUUCUACAUUCUGGUCGGCGGACUUGGUUUGGCCAUGCUGGUGGCCUUGAUUGAGUUCUGUUACAAGUCCAGAGCCGAGGCGAAACGAAUGAAGGUGACCUUCACGGAUGCGAUGAGGAGCAAAGCGAGGCUGUCUAUAACGGGGAGUACUGGGGAGAAUGGCCGUGUGAUGACUCCAGAGUUUCCAAAAGCAGUGCAUGCGGUACCUUACGUUAGACCUGGCAUGGGAAUGAACGUCAGCUUGACAGAUCUCUCCUGAUCGAUAAGAACCUUUUGAGUGCCUUACAAUGGUUUCAAUAGAGCGGUUUUCGUCUUUUCCCCUUGUCCCUCUCUCUUCACGCUUUCUUUCUCUCCAUUUUAGUUGAAUGGGUCAAGGGGCCUCACAUUAUGGUGUCAUGAAGACGUUUCCUUCUUCUCGCUCUCUAUUUCUCACUUAACAAAAGACUUUCCCUCUCGAUGGAAUUUCAUCUUGGAAAACAAAGGGAGGCCUUUUUUUUGUAACCAGGUGACAUCAUAAUUUCCUAUCUCUGAGUAUGUUGGACACAUAGGAGGCUUGAUUGACUGUAACAGCUGCUCAUGGGAGUUCUGUCAUCUCAACUGGGAGGGGGGGGGGGGGGUCAUUGUUGAGACAACACGUCUGUUUCUGUAGCCACCACCGCCGACCCCGGAUCCUUCAAGCACACUUGACUUCAUCAUCGAGAUGUGAAAGGUCCAUUUUUUUUUUUAAAGAAAAUUGAAAAACUAUAUGAAAACAUAUUUGUAUGUAUUUUCACAAAAAUGGCUUUUAAAUAAAACUGCUUACAUACUGGUUGAAUAUAAAGAGAUUAAUGUGUGAGUAUAUUGAAAUAAAAAAAUGCUUAACAGCUUGUAGUUCGAUAUUUUUAAAGCCAAAUAUGUUGUUUAUGGGGGUUGGAAUGUUUAAAUCAUGUAAUUUAUUACUAUUCUAAGCUUUCCUAUAUAUCUUAUUCUUUAACAUUUGGUGUUGAUAUAAAAUACUUAGCAAUGCUUGACAUUUGAAAUCAAUCCUUUUCCUAUGUUUUUACUUGUUCAAGUGGGUGUCACAAUUUUUGUUUAAUGUUAUUUGUUUGCUUUAAAGUAUUUUGCUGUUUGUAUUUCUUUCUGUCAAGGAUCAGGAUAGCAGUCCACUUUUUAAAGGAAAAAGCAGUUUACACUCCAUGACACUCUACAACUGUGUUAAUGCAUAUGUUUUGAUAUGAGAGGAACAUAAACAUACGUAUAGAUGGUCGAAAUGGUCGUUUAAAAAUGCCAAAUAAGUAAGAGUGCCAAAAUGUUGUGCCAGUAGGUAUGAAUAUAGUAGUCCUAAUAUAAUCAGACACUGUCCUUAAGUGAAUGUAGUCAAUACAUUUUGUACGUUUUGUAACUAGGUGUACAGCUUUAUGGCUAAGACAGUGAUAUUUCAACCACUUUUUUUAAGUUUUCAAGUUAACGCCACAUACUUUGCAUUAACCUGAGUGUAAAAUAGCAUCAGUUGCAUGUCGUUGCCUCAAAUCCAUCUAAUUUAAUUUAUUUUUGCCUUUAAAAUGAUGACUAUUGCCAAUGUGCAUUUCCAUUUUAAUGUUGAAGUUGUGAGACUAAAUGCUUGAGAUUGGAAAUAGGAAAGUAGACAUAAUAUAUAUAUAUAUUUUAUAAUAAUAAUAAUAAUAAUAUUAUGACAAGUAUGAAUAAUAUCUUCUAAAACGUUACAAUCCCUCACCAGUUUAUUUUUUACAUGCAGUACCUAUUCAUGCGUGUCAUUUGACGGUGACGGAUUUUCAAUGUUAGUUAUUCAUAGUAGUUUUUUUUGGAUACAACGCAUCCCCCAGUAGCAUUAUUAGGUAGGAGCUUUGAAACAGCUUUUACAGACACGCACCUCUGAUUUAGGCACACACGGAAGGUUUCAGAAAGACCAUUGUUACUUUUGUAUUUGAAUAACCUGACCUAACAUGCGAUCACGUCCUCUCACAUAUGUAAAGGGAGGCACACAAUGUACUAUUGGUAUCACUGUUGCUUUUUUUUGGGUUAUGAACAAUACAACAGGAAGUUAUCUAAUCACCCUCAUCAUCGCAUAUCCAGACUUCUCUCACUGACAUUUUGUAUAUGGAAUGUGUGCUAACUUGUUUAUUUUUGGGAUUCUUUCUAAAUAAAAGUGGCUUUCCCUUGUUAUCA
Coregonus clupeaformis (lake whitefish) is the source of this 4966-nucleotide messenger RNA. Its product is annotated as glutamate receptor 2. Gene Ontology annotation, biological process: monoatomic ion transport; modulation of chemical synaptic transmission; synaptic transmission, glutamatergic. The transcript is spliced from 16 exons. Gene Ontology annotation, cellular component: plasma membrane; dendritic spine; AMPA glutamate receptor complex. NCBI's taxonomy places the organism in Eukaryota, Metazoa, Chordata, Actinopteri, Salmoniformes, Salmonidae. The record is from RefSeq and is a predicted model, not a curated record. Gene Ontology annotation, molecular function: AMPA glutamate receptor activity; transmitter-gated monoatomic ion channel activity involved in regulation of postsynaptic membrane potential. Bases 318 to 3059 code for a protein of 913 amino acids.